CUAGCUGGUAGUGGAAAAAGCGAUCAGACAAUGUCGGACUCAUCUUCCCCGCCGCCAUCGCCGACGAGGAGCAUAAGCGAUGCUAAACGUGUUGAAGACGACGUCUUGACUGGACCAUCAACCGAAGACGAGAUUUCCAGCGAUGUAUCAGAUGCAGAAAAAGACACUAUCGUCGUUGAACCACUCGAUGACCAAGACAAUGAGGCUUUCAAACUUCGAGCGUAUCAAGAUGAGAUGCUGGCAGAGAGCCUGAAGCAAAAUACCAUCAUCGUGCUAAACACUGGCGCUGGUAAAACACACAUGACAAGAGCUGAGUUGGAACUGGAACAUUCAGACAAACUUGUCUGGUUUCUUGCACCUACAGUCGCCCUUUGUCACCAGCACCACAAAUCAAUCACAACGAAUUUGCCGGCAUAUCAAACAAGACUUCUUACCAGCGAAGAUGGCGUCGACAGAUGGACUGAUCAAACAGUCUGGAAUGGCGUGCUCAAGGAUAUGAAUGUAGUUGUCAGCACGUAUGGUGUCCUCUAUGAUGCCCUAUGCCACGGAUUCGUUGCGAUGCGGAGGCUUUCGCUGUGUGUGUUUGACGAAGCACAUCAUUGCACCAAAAGCNAUGCUUCCAACAUGAUCAUGCAGCAAUUCUAUCGACCAGCCAAGACUGCUGGACGGCAAGUGCCUCGGAUCCUUGGUCUGAGUGCUAGUCCAGUGAUGAAUGCAAAAGCUGGAGGUCUGGAGGUACUCGAAGCGAACAUGGACAGUCAUGCGAUCACACCGCGCCUACACAGAUCGGAGUUGAUGCAGUACGUGCAUAUUCCGGAGCUCUUGAAACGAACUUUCGAAAGCAAGGAGGCCCAUGACACACCAAACUCGUUGCGAGAAGCCCUGACUACUGCCAUAUACAACUACAAGAUACGCGAAGACCCAUACCUCGUCGAGAUCGUCCAAAAUGGCGGGCCCGAUGUAAAAGCCAAAGUGGACGAGAUCCUCAUGUCACGAAAGACUUAUUGUACAGAUCAGCUGAGAGCGCUUAGAAAGCGUGCAGAGGUCAUUGCUAGAGACAUCAGUCCAUCUGCAGCAGAAACAUAUAUCCAGGCUUGUCGUGACAAAUUCCUUGCAGGCGUCCAGCAGAACGAUGUUUCAUGGAUGCCGGACCUUUCAGACAAGGAGAAGAGUCACCUUGCAAAACUUCUAACAGAUUUGCGUGUGGAUCCGAUUUACUUGGAGACGACUGUGAGUCCUAAGCUUCAACUACUUUUGGACAUCUUGAGAGAAGAGUCUGGACUAUCUUUCACUGGUAUCGUUUUUGUAGAACAAAGGGCUGUUGUGGCUGCUCUGGCAGAGUAUCUGACUUCUACCCCGGAGAUGUCGCAACUGUUCAACAUUGGCACCUUUGUGGGAGGCUCCAACUCAUCCAAGAAGAAAUCAAACAUUGGCGACAUCAACGACCUCAAAGCACAGCAACAAACACUCGACGACUUCAGGAUAGGAAAGAAGAAUUUGAUUAUUGCGUCAAGUGUGCUUGAGGAAGGCAUAGACAUAUCUUCGUGUCAAACGGUCAUCUGUUUUGAUGCUCCUCUGAACCUAGUAUCCUUCGUUCAAAGACGAGGCAGAGCAAGGAAGAGAAAUUCAAAGUACAUCAUCAUGCUGGCUGACGAUGACGAUAAGGGCGAGCCAGCCAAGUGGCACCAAUUGGGAGACCGGAUGAAAGCGGCAUACGAGGACAAAUACAGAAACGCCCAGCUGGCAGCUCAACUAGAGCAAACCCACGAAUCCGAAGACAGGAAAUAUGGAGUGCUGAGUACGGGUGCUCUACUCACUCUUGACAACGCAAAGUCACAUCUCAAUCAUUUCUGCGCUACCCUUCAAACUGCCAAUCACGUCGAUCAUCGACCUGUAUUUGAGUGUCGGACAGACGCAGAAACCCUGGUUACAGCAAAAGUGCUUCUGCCUUCUUCUGUAAACAAGAAGUAUCGGGCAGCCGUCAGCGCACACAGCUGGAAGACUGAACGUGCAGCGAUGAAAGAUGCAGCGUUUCAGGCUUGUGUAGCAUUACACCGUGGUGGUCUGCUCAACGACCAUUUGCUUCCCCCCCACAUCCAGAUGCCAGAUCAAGCGCGUCAGAACCGACCUGGUCUCACCAAAGUUGCGACGAAGGUUGAUCCUUGGGCAGUAGACACGUCACACUCUUGGUUCAGACACGUUGUUGAGCUUGAAAUAGAGGGAAGGUCUAACAUCUUGAUGGCAAUGUUUCUGCCUGUUGAGUGCCCAGACAUUCAAGACAUCGCCAUCCAUUGGAGCAUGUGGAUCAGAGGUGUCGCAAAAAUCGGAGCUGGUCAGCCGUGCACACUGACUGAGGAGGAAGCCAAUCAAAAGCAAAAAGAUACCGAAACCAUGCUUCUUUCUGUGCUCUCACCUGCCAAUGUCGAAAACGUAAGAGGCAGGUAUGCAGCAAUGUUCGAACCCUUGGAUAGACCGUCCAUGGGCCCACUGAGCAGAACGAGUCGACCAGCAACUGAAAUCUUCUCUACCGUGCAACCAGAAGCAGAUGUGGGUCUCGUACAACUCAACGGACAGCUAGGAAGAAGUUACGUUUUCCAAAGCAUACAAGGUCAAAACCAGCAAAUCUUGGAAGUCACAAAUUUCCCAAAGAAACGCGACUUCCUCACUCGACCUUCCGAGGAAUCAAAGAAGAAUCAAAUUACUCGAGAGACACUGGCAACGGCACAAUGCACUAUCAAUGUCCUUCCAGCGAGAUAUUCAUGCUUCGCUGCUUGCAUUCCUUCAAUCCUGCAUAAAGUCGAAACGGCCAUCCUCGCUGCUCGUCUGCAGAAUACUCUUCUCAAGCCUGUCGGCAUCAAAAAUCUGCAACUCAUCAUCGAAGCCACCACAUCGGGUGCUGCAGACUUUACUGCCAGUUAUGAAAGAUUGGAAUACCUUGGCGACGCAGUGUUGAAGUAUUGCACCCAUGUCCAACUGGCAGCCCAACACCCGGAAUGGCCAGAAAGCUACCUGACGGCUGAGAAAGGAAGGACGAAUGGCAAUGCAUCACUUUUUUGUGCGGCUCUGAGCAGUGGCGUGGACAGAUUCAUCUCAACAACCAGAUUUACAGGAAACCAUUGGAACCCGCCAAUACUCUGCACAGAUCAAGAAAGUAAAAACGACAAGAACGUGGACAGGAGUACCAGAACACUCGCAGAUGUCGUGGAAGCAUUGAUCGGUGCUUCGUUCAUGGAUCAAGGUCUUGAGGGAGCAUUAGCCUGCAUCCGCAUUUUUCUGCCUAAUGAACAGUGGUUAGACCAUAAAAGCUGUCUAUCCGCCCUGAUCGCCCAGACACCUUCUCUAUCCAGUACUCCACCUUUUCUCGAUACCGUCGAAACACUCAUCGACUACAAAUUCACCAACCCCUCGUUGCUGUUGGAAGCGCUGACUCACUCCUCCUUUUCCUCGCCCGAAGCCCUCUCCUAUGAAAGACUAGAAUUUCUCGGCGACGCAAUACUAGACCAACUCCUGGUGCCCACCAUCUUCUCUGCAACACCCGCACUCAAGAACCACGAAAUGCACAGAAUGAGACAAGCACUAGCAAACGCACACAUCCUAGGAAUCUGCUGUUUGGAACUGUCACUCGCCUCUCCACGCCUAGAACCCUCAACAAACGAAACCGGAGAGUUGAUGUUACAGGAAUCAGUGCACCUACAUCACNCCCACGAUUUUUUGCGCUGUGGAGUCAGUAUCCAGAACCAACGCAAAGCAGCUUUGGACAGAUAUACCCUUCUACGCACCACCAUCCUCGAGCAACUAGAAACCAGCCACGAGUACCCAUGGCCAGAUAUGCUGCGUCUCAGCCUCCACAAAUCUUGCAAAUGGUUGUCAGAUAUCCUCGAGUCAGUCUUAGGUGCCAUCUACAUUGAUUCCUCUGGCUCCCUCACCACUUGCCGCGCCUUCAUCGAAAAAUUAGGUUUAUUCAAAUUGUUGGAUAGAUUUUUGGACGAGGGCGUGCAAGUCGGAUUUCCGAGGGAGAGAUUGGGGUUGAUGGCUAAUGAAAAGGAUGUGGAGUAUCGAGCGAGCAGUGAGGGAGAUGGACGAUGGGAGUGUACGAUUUUUGUGGGGAAGAGGGAGGUUGCGGAUGUUAGGGGGUGUGUUAGUAGGGAAGAGGCGGAGGUUAGAGGUGCGGCUACUGCUGUCAGGGUCUUGCAAGAGGAGAUUAUUAGGGGUAUGGAGAGUGUUGGCAUUGAUGGUGGUGAGGAUCAGGAGAUGGUGGAUGCGUGA
Aureobasidium vineae is the source of this 4266-nucleotide messenger RNA. The record is from the annotation of a GenBank genome assembly. Lineage: Eukaryota; Fungi; Ascomycota; Dothideomycetes; Dothideales; Saccotheciaceae.